CUGGUGCUCUAUGCACCCACUUGGAAGAGGAAAAGCAUAUGAAGGUGCAUCCAGGGCGCAUCGGGUUUUCCUUCUACAGCUUAAAUAGCCAUCGCUGGGCCCUUCUUUUUUCGCCUUGCUUUUAUACCUGCAAAGUUUUUUUCUCUCUCAAACCUGAUUUCCCUUUUACCAUUAUUGAUACAAAUAUCAUUCUUAUACCUUUUAACCUUUUUUACACAUUAAUUCCGUUCUCGAUACCGCUGCCACAUAUCGUCAAAGUCAUUAAAAAUAUAUAAUGGGCUCCGCUACUAUUUCCGCGGUCGCUGAGUAAGUACCACUGUUAGACAAUCAGCGCUCAGAUUCACUUUUCCGUAACUGAUGCGGACAUGGAUCCCAUGUCCGACCGAGCUGCCUACCUCACCCACAUUCUAAUUUGAAUUCGAU
Messenger RNA from Kickxella alabastrina, 423 nucleotides. RefSeq lists its product as uncharacterized. The record is from RefSeq and is a predicted model, not a curated record. The coding region runs from base 39 to 275 and encodes 78 amino acids. The transcript has a single exon. Lineage: Eukaryota; Fungi; Kickxellomycota; Kickxellomycetes; Kickxellales; Kickxellaceae.